AGUGUCGUCACUGGUAACCAUAGAGUCUGGGCGGUUGAGAGAGAGAGAGAUACCGGCUCUCGCGUGCAGUGAGCGGCUAACCUUUACGUGGAUCAGACAGAGUGAAGGACAAGAUAUAGCAGAAGACAUAAUGUGUGACCCAGAGAAAGGCAAGAAGAUUUUUGUUCAGAAAUGUGCACAGUGUCACACAGUGGAAAAAAAUGGAAAGCAUAAGGUGGGACCAAAUCUUUGGGGUCUAUUUGGUCGUAAAACUGGCCAAGCACCAGGAUUUUCUUACACAGAUGCAAACAAAAGUAAAGGUAUUGUGUGGUCGGAAGACACUCUUCUUGAAUAUUUGGAGAACCCCAAGAAAUAUAUACCAGGAACAAAAAUGAUUUUUGCUGGAAUUAAAAAGAAGACGGAGCGGUGUGAUCUCAUUGCGUAUUUAAAGAAAGCAACAUCUGAAUGAUAGUUUUGUGUAAUGGAACCAUGUUACUCUUUUAACUUUAUAAAAUGCCAUCCAUUGCCUGCUGGUUCUUCUACGUGUUGGAUUCUGUGUUAGUGCUCAUCUACUAAACAAAUAUUUAAUAAAAAGAAAUGUUGGAGAGGGAUGCAGACUAUUAAAUAGAGUGGGAUUGU
Messenger RNA from Pelobates fuscus (common spadefoot toad), 618 nucleotides. RefSeq names its product cytochrome c, somatic. The coding region runs from base 131 to 448 and encodes 105 amino acids. NCBI's taxonomy places the organism in Eukaryota, Metazoa, Chordata, Amphibia, Anura, Pelobatidae. The transcript has 3 exons. Gene Ontology annotation, biological process: mitochondrial electron transport, cytochrome c to oxygen; mitochondrial electron transport, ubiquinol to cytochrome c. Gene Ontology annotation, molecular function: electron transfer activity; heme binding. The record is from RefSeq and is a predicted model, not a curated record. Gene Ontology annotation, cellular component: mitochondrial intermembrane space.